UCGUCGUACUCGAACCCUCCUCGGAUAAAGGCACACACGCCAGGACGCCUGACUCGCAAAGAUCCCUCCAUCCCCUCACUCUUCCCGCAUCUUCAUUCUUUCAAACCUCAACAGGCGUCAAUGUCAUUAUCAUGGCGAAUCCGAACUUGUUCCACGAUGCCGAAGUGCUGCCUCCCGGCAGCGUACACCUGCUCGAUAUCCAAGAGGGCAAAUCCGACGAAUUGAUCCUCGUCCCUCGACCCUCCGACCAUCCUGACGAUCCACUGAAUUGGUCCCGGGCAAGAAAGCUGCUCAAUAUUUCCCUCGUCUUCUUCUACGUUUUCUGCAAUGGCACGGCGGCGUGCGUGGUCUAUUCGGUCUUUGUACCAAUCACCAAAGACACUUCACUUUCCAUAACGGACUUGAAUCGCGGCACUGGCUAUCUGUUCUUGCUGGCCGGCUGGUCGAAUCUCGUCUGGCAGCCCCUCGCGUUGACAUUCGGUCGGCGUCCCGUCUUCCUCGUCAGCAUCAUAGCCCUGGCCGCCAUCAGCGAGUGGACCGCCUGGAUCACGACGUACGGCAGCUGGGCCGCCGCGAGAUGUCUCUACGGCUUCUUCUGCGCGCCUGUGGAAGUACUACCCGAGAUCGCCGUGGCGGACAUCUUUUUUGCCCAUCAGCGCGGAACAUACGUCAGUCUCUACAUGGUCACACUAUGCGGGAGCAACUUUUUCGGGCCCAUUGUGGCGGGCUUCAUGAGUGACAGCUUGGGCUGGCAGUCGGUGCAACACUUCGGUGCCAUUUUGCUGUUGGUGAACUUUGUCCUGGCAUUCUUCCUGCUGGAAGAGUCAAUGUACAGGCGAGGAUCCGUGGAAGUGGAAGUGGUAGGCUCAACUGCGAAGCAGGACAGAUCGGUGCGCACACUACAAAAGGAUAGUGUGACGUUCAACGAUGACUCCAAAACACCAGAACUGGUGUGGGAGAAAGACAGGGCGCCAAAGGCAGCGCUCACGCCAUCUGAGAUUGAGGCCUCUCCAUCCUCGCCUCCCACUUAUUCCGUCAAGACAUAUCGGCAGAAACUGGCACUCUAUUCUCGUAGUGAGGUGACAAAGAAGCAGUUCAUCCGCAUGAUCUAUCGACCCGUCCUGAUCUUCUUCCUCUUCCCCAACAUCACAUGGGCGGGCUUGAUGUAUGGUUCGGCGCUCGCAUGGUACAACGUAUACAAUGCGACCUGCUCCGCAAUCCUUUCCGCCGCACCCUACACCUUCUCCGCAGCCAUCGUCGGGCUCUCGUACGUCGCGCCUCUAAUCGGAACACUGAUUGCCGGGGUGACGACGGGUAGACUGUCAGAUUGGUACACGCUUCGACUGGCCCGCCGCAAUGGUGGCCUUCGUGAGCCUGAGCAGAGACUCUGGGGCCUGCUGAUUUACUGUCCCAUUAUCGCUGCAGGUUUGGCACUGUGGGGAAUAGGUGCCGCUCACCAUCUGCCAUGGCCUGUCAUACUUCUUGGAGGCAUAUUCAUGGGAUACUGCAACGUUGCCGGCGGCGCAUAUGCUCUGGCCUAUGCCGUGGACUGCUUCAAAGAGAUGGCGGGAGAAUCCAUUGUAUCGGUGAUCCUCUUCCGAAACACCAUGUCGUUUGCAUUCAACUACGCCAUCACCCCAUGGAUUGAUGAUCAAGGACUACAGAACACUUUCAUCGCCGUCGCAGUCCUCGCCUUUGCAUUCGGAGCUUCUUUUCUGCUGAUGGAAUGGAAGGGGAAAUACCUUCGCACCAUCAGCGCGGCGAGGUAUUGGGCAUACACAGCUUCAUAGCAUCUAUCUACCA
This is a messenger RNA of Neohortaea acidophila, 1803 nucleotides long. RefSeq names its product major facilitator superfamily domain-containing protein. Bases 132 to 1790 code for a protein of 552 amino acids. The record is from RefSeq and is a predicted model, not a curated record. Gene Ontology annotation, biological process: transmembrane transport. Gene Ontology annotation, molecular function: transmembrane transporter activity. The transcript has 5 exons. Lineage: Eukaryota; Fungi; Ascomycota; Dothideomycetes; Mycosphaerellales; Teratosphaeriaceae.